AGCAGCCUGCAGUGGAGCUGAUCCUGCUGUGAGCCUGUUGUGCCUUUUCCCCAAAUAAAGGACGCUUGGAAGAGGAGAAAAUAUGAGCGACUUACUCGGAAUCACGUGACUCACACAGAUAGGUUUUUCGUCUCCAUUUAACCGUUUUCCUUUUUUGUAUAUGAUGGCUGAGCUAAUCUAGUAGGCUAACAAGCUACAGUGCCUUUUCCUCUACCGGAAGAAGAUCAGAGAGUGCAGCCUCUGUUUCCUCCUGAUGGCUUCAACUUCUGCAGUUGGAAAAGCAGAAUGGCGUGAAGGUGACAGUUGUCUGGCUCUACACCCAACACAUGGUAUCCUGAGAGAAGCCACUAUCCAGAAACUGACCUCCAGCUCUCUUAAUGAGGAUACAGCAUGGGUGAUAUUUAAAGACACUAAUAAAGAUGUGGGAGAGGACGAACAAGAGGCGGAAGCCAUACCUGUCUCAAAACUUAUGAGACCUGGUUUGAGGGACUCCCUGCAUGAGAAACCUUGGUUUCCUACCAGCCUGAUAGACCCCAGGUUAUGUGUCCCGUUAGAGCUGAGUGAUGCUGAUGAAGACCGAGUUCCCUAUACCAUCAAUAGAUACCUUAGAGCUUACCAGCAGGAAGGUAUCAGGUUCAUUUACAAUAACUACAUCCGUUCCAGAGGUUGCAUCCUGGGAGAUGACAUGGGCCUGGGAAAGACUGUACAGGUCAUUGGUUUUCUGGCUGCUGUAUUGCACAAAACAGGCACAUGGGAGGACAUUGCAAACAACAGGCCCCAGUUUCUGAAGAGUCAGCAGUCAUCUGAGCAAAGCAAUCCCAGCAAAGUGUUCCUUAUUGUGGCCCCACUGUCAGUGCUUUACAACUGGAAAGAUGAGCUGGACACAUGGGGUCACUUCCAGUGUGUGGUGGUCCACGGACUGAGGAAAGAGGAGGAGUUGGCCCGCAUUAAGAAAGGGCGAGUUGAAAUUGCCCUCACUACCUAUGAAACUCUUCGUCUCUGCCUGGAUCAGUUUAAUAAGAUUGACUGGUCUGCUGUGGUUGUGGAUGAGGCCCACAAGAUAAAAAAUCCAGACUCUCAGAUCACUCAGGCCAUGAAGGAGCUAAGAUGUAAGGUCAGAAUUGGUCUCACUGGAACUAUUUUACAGAACAACCUGGAGGAGCUGUGGUGUGUUAUGGAUUGGGCUAUACCAGGUUGUCUUGGUAGCUUAGGCCACUUCAAGAACAAGUUUUCAGAUCCAAUUGAGAAAGGGCAGAGGCACAGCGCAACCAAACGCGCUCUCGCUACAGGGAGGAAGGCCGUCAGAGCCCUGGUGAGGAAGAUUUCUCAUUGGUUCUUCAGAAGGACUAAAGCUCUUAUCAAAGAACAACUGCCCAAGAAGGACGACCGGGUGGUGUAUUGCUCUAUGACAGAGUUUCAGCAGACAGUGUAUCAGGCAAUGCUCGACAGUGAAGAUGUGACAUUACUCCUAAGGUCAUCAGAAAAAUGUGACUGUCACAGCAGACGCACCCGCAGAAGCUGCUGCUAUAAAACAAACUCUGAUGGUGUUCAUAUGAAGGAGCUGUACUUUAGUUACCUGGCCAUAUUGAGAAAAGUUGCGAACCAUGUAGCACUCCUUCAGUCUACUCCAGGCACCAGCAAGAAACAGGAAAAGUAUGUAAGUGCUGUUUGUGCAAAGGUAUUCCAGAAGUUUCCGGAAUUUGUGCAUAGAUGCAAAAAUGAAGCAUUUGAAGCCCUGUCAGACCCAAUGUACAGUGGAAAAAUGAAGGUGCUGCAGAAGCUUCUCAAAUUUUAUCUACAAAAGAAAGCUAAAGUGCUUAUUUUUUCUCUCUCAACCAAGCUACUAGAUGUGCUGGAGAGCUACUGCAUGGCUGUGGGCCUGGACUUCAGCAGACUGGACGGAUCCACCAAAUCCAAAGAGCGAGUCCAGAUCGUCAGAGACUUUAACAGCUCCUCUCACAUCAACCUCUGCCUGGUUUCCACCAUGGCAGGUGGUCUUGGUCUUAACUUUGUUGGUGCUAAUGUUGUGGUGCUGUUUGACCCCACCUGGAACCCAGCCAAUGACCUUCAGGCUAUUGACAGGGCGUAUCGCAUUGGCCAGUGCAGGGAUGUGACUGUUCUUAGGCUGAUCUCACUGGGGACUGUGGAAGAGGUCAUAUACCUACGACAAAUUUACAAACAGCAAUUGCACUCCUCUGUAGUUGGCAAAGAGAGCUCCCGGCGGUAUUUCGAAGCAGUGCGGGGGCAUGGUGACCAUAAGGAUGAACUGUUUGGGAUCAAAAACCUAUUUAGGCUGCAAACUCAAGGGACCUGUCUCACCCGCAAGAUUUUAGAGAGAGAAGGGCAAGUGGAGGCUGGUGUUAUUAUGAGUACACACACAGGCAAAGACACGGAGGAGGAGACAAAGGGAGCUGGCGAAGCUGGAGGUUCUUCACCUACAAAAGUCCAUGUACCAAAUGAUAAACCAGUGAAGGAGAUCAGCGAUGCAUCAAAAGUCUCCACAGGGGUGCUGGACUUCAGCAGUGAAGAGGAUGAGAGGGAGCAGGGGUUCAAGAGAAAGGCUUCAAACCUCAGUACAGAUGAUUGCAAUAGGAGCAGGAGUGCCACAACAGGUCCUGGUCGAAUGAGUCUCCAACAGCAUGGUUUCUCCAAACUCUUUGAAAGAGUCAAAGAAGCACCAGCGCUAGAAGGACAAACGAGUCCAGAAGAUGAAGGAAGCUGCUUUGAGGAAGAUCCUGAGGAGAAAAAAAGGGAAGACACAUCGACCUCCAUCACAGGAAAUGUCGUUGUCCCUUUGGGAACAGAAACCAGGGACACAUCCUGCAAUUCAGACAGAAAAUUAACAGAUAAUGGGAGACAAGACGGUGACACGGGUCUGAAACGGCAGAUACGUGAAAUAAUUACUGUGGAUGAAGAUGGCAAUAAAAACUCUAAAGUAGAAAAAAAUAAAGUUAAUAAACUCAAAACUACAUUUCGCCAAAAACACAAGUUUGAUGGUUACUCAGAUGAAUCUGAAGACUUCGACUUGGAGGCAAAGUCGUGGUCCAAAAAGGAUACUUUAUAUUUACAUGAUGGAGCAGAGAAGGGGGGAGGAAGGACAGACUGCAGUAAAAGAAGGCAAAGUGCAAGUGAAAGGGAUAAAAGAAGAUCAAAAUACACAGAAGAUAUAGAGACAUUCUCAUCUUCAGAGGAGGAACAUGUAAGUCCACACAUGGAAAGAUCCAGAGUUAAAUUGCAAAAACUUGGGCAAAAACUUGUGACGAGCACAACAGAGAAGGAAGCUGUGAUGCCGAAGGCUGUUUCGUUUACAACUUUGAAAAGUCAGACAACCCUGGCAUCUAAAGAAAAGAAUGGAACUAUUGACUGCAUGCUAGGAGGUGUACAGGAGGUGGUGUACACCCACUCUAACCAGCGUGUUGUGGGUGGCAGCAAAGCAGAAGAGCUAAUCAGUCGAGCUGCUGUACGGGAUGUGUUUGAACGCAAAAUGUACUCGCAGCUCCCGGCCAAUCACCUUCUAGGAACCCAAGAGAGCUUGGCGGCGAGCUUGCCAGACAGUGAGCCGUGUCAUUCCACUAUGAGGCUGCAAGAGCUCAGUUUGGAUCAUCCAGUCACCUUUACCACCAAGAGUGUGCAUCACACCAAACACAACACCUUCAUCUUUGGCGAGACUCCCAAAGCCAUACGCAGGCAACAGCUGGAGGAAAUGGCAGAAAAAUUCAAAUUUCCCACAGUCCACCAGUUUGCUGUUGAAAUUCUGAGCAAAGAUUCAACCCAGAGACUGGCCUUGCUUCACCAGUAUUACACUUCACUGAACCUCCCUGAGUUGGCUGAUACGGUCAAAAACAACUUCCCACAACCUGUUUCAGCACAAGCCUCCCCCUUAGCUGCUAACUCAGAGAUCAAAAAUCCACAAAAGGAUGCUUCAAAAGCCACAAAAAAUUUGAUAUUCACUCAAAAGAAUUUCAGAACUCAACCUGAAACAUCGCAAAAAACUCCUGUGCCACCAAAAAAGGCUAGAAACUCAAAAGGCGAUACUCCAAAACCUCGCAAAAAGCAAAGAAUAUCACAAAGGAAUGUGCUGGAACCUCUAAGUGAUGUUCCAAGUCCUGAGUCAGAGGAGCAGGACGAGACGCACUGCAGUGCCAGAGGACUCAAGCGGACAAAGGGAGGUAGUGUUUCUACUUCUGGAGCCCACAUAGCUGGUGGUGGUCUUGGCGGCGAUCGAGUCAGCAGCAGUGGUCUUGGGUCUGGGGAGGCUUCUGCUCGCCUGAACUGCACAGACAGAAAUACCCCUUCUUCUUCGGACCUCAGCCAUGGCAGUUCCAACAUGGUAUCCAAACCCACAGCACGAGGAAAAGAGCAAGAGCAGAAGUCAUCUUUGAGGAUAAGUGAAACUUUGCAGAGGGAGCAGAGAGAAAAUUCUCAGCCCCCUUCCAUCUCCACUAAUCGCUCCUACCUAACAGAGCUGAUAGGAGACACCUCGAUCCUAGAUGACUUGCUAAAACCCAAACCCAAGAGUACUCAACACAUCCCAAAAACACCACCCGUAGCACCUGUAAACACCAAUCUUACCACGCCUUCACCGUCCGCACUCACUUCCAACUCUGAUGCAACCUUACACACCCAAACUACACACCAGGUCGAAACAACAGCACGGGCAUCGAAGGGCAGUCGCAAAGACUUCUGGGACAUCCUGAACGAGGGUAAUGAGGAGAGUAUCAAUAGAUUAACAGAUUUAGAAGAAGUGCAGAGAGUUUGCAUCACCACCAACUUUGCAGCUAGAACCGUGUCUGCAGAGAAGGACAGCAAGAGUCUCUGGAAAACGAACGACAAGUUCCUGUGGAAAAAAUAGCAUUUGAAUUUGUAUUAGUGAACAGUUUUGCAGAUUUGUCUGCAAAUUUUAGUUCUUUUCUUUUGUUUAAAACGAUUGAAUCUUUUAAAUUGUCUUUUAUUUUUACUUUUUAAAAAAGAGAAUUCUCUUGUUUGUUACUAAAAUAAACUUCAGUGUAAUCACUCUUGAAAGUAUUUAGUUGAACGUGCAUAUACUUUUAUGAAAAUAGUUUCCCUGCUCUUUUUUUUUUCUUCUUUUUUUUUCUACACUGGCUGAGCACUAUACUUUGUCGUCACAGUGGUAAGUUGUAUAUAUGUAUCAUGUGAUGACAACAGACAGUUUCCAUUACACUGGACUGUUUCCAACAGAGAAACAAAAAGUGGAACUUCAGGGCGAAGCUGACUCAGAUCUCAUCAAACAUGGUUAUGGUUUGGACUUAGCAUAGGCAGGAGUGUAUAGUGUCAGCCCUUUAGGCCAAUCACACAGGUAUAGUGGCCGAUCAGCUGUUCCUAAAUACAGCAACUGUGAAAAGACUAAACUUUUCAUUUGGUAGGUGGUUGGCAUCAGGGACUACACGUUUUCUUUUCCUGCCAACCAGUUGUUGUUAAGGGGUUAACGACUGGCUUCUAGGCCUGUGUGACUGAUAUCAUAAUUGUCACCCAAUAACUGUUGGUGACUGUGCAGAGAUACCACUUAAAACUCCUUAAUGGCUGUUAGGUCUGUGUCACUCCACACCCGUUGCUGCCUCACACCUCCCAAGAGAGUGAACAUUGCAUAGUGUAGAUGGUGAUGUUUCCCUGCAGUCAUCUGCACUGUAAUCUGAGCGCUCUGUGGGUCUGCUGAGUUGUGCCCCUCAGAGGGGAGAGCUGCUGUGCUAUUAGUGUAAUAACAAUAAGCAAUUCAAGACUUAAGUGGAGCAGCGAGAUGAGUGAUGGCAGGUAGUAUUCAUGCCCUUCCAUUCACCCAUCAUCUGAAAAUUUUCAUUGUAGUUGCAUUUGUCAAAUUCAUCAAACUCUGAGCUUUGUCUUAAUAUGAAAAAAAAAAAAAGGGUCAUCGUGUUUGUUUGGGAGUGCACAUUACUGUUCUGUUACACACAGCUGUGUUUGACCUCUUUCAGCUGUUGCGUUGAUGUAAAUGAAAGCUGCUCUGUUUAAGUGUUGUGUUCUGUAUAGCAGAAAUGAGAAAGUGCGGAACAUCACUGAACGUGCCUCAACAAAUCAUGCAGGUCGGUAAAGUGUGUGUGUGUGGGUGUGUGUGUGGAUGGUAGAUCAUUGCUAUGUUUGCUAAAUUAGAAGCCACACAUCUGUCACACCUGUUUAAUGAAUCAAAAGCCUUUUCUCUUCCAAGUCCCCAAAACAUUUUUCUCUCUUUGUUUCUGAUUCAUCCAAAACUGAGAUUUGCAGAUCCCUAUCUUUUUUUUUUAUCUUUUUGUGUUUACUGGCAAUGGUGAAGCUCACUAACUGGCUGGCAGUGGUUCCAGGCUAAUGGAUGCCAGCUAGCAUGGCUCAGUGGCAAUCAAAGCUUUCAUGUCCUUAGUACUAACUACAUUAUUAUAACAAAGAUCUGCUUCUGCUGCCAUGACUUAUAACUGACAAUGUCUCAAAUCAGUUGGAUUAUUGUAUUUUAUUACUUGCCAUGGGAGGCCGUUUCCCACAGAUGGAGCUACAAGAAAUCCCACCAAAGAGGCUGACUGUUUUUCCAGUCCUCUCAUUAGUUUCUUGUCUUUAUGUGUCGAGGGAAGGUUGAGAAGUCUGUUUAUAUUUCCUGCCACAAUAACCUGAGUGUCUGUAAGCCUGUAAAAUGCAGCACAGUCAAGUGAAGAGAUGGCCCUGAACCUCUAAGUUUAUUUUCACAGGUCAGACUGUCACACCUAGUUUGAUUUGAUUUGUAAAAAACUGUGAAUGAGUGUUGUGACCCACUCUGACCUCAGCCUGCAGUCAUCUUUGGAUCGGGUUUCUAUAGGUUCACUCUGCAGUGUGUGAAGAACAUCUGCAGGCUGUCACAGAUUAAGAAAUAGCUCAUGUAUAAAUGCAUAAAACAAAGCAACCAAAAGAAUCUGUGCUACGAACUGCGUCUGUUAUUUUAAAGACACUGUGAAAUUAAAAAAAUAAAAAAAAACAUACACAUUGACAAAAAGUAAUCCAAAGUGUUCAGCGUAUGAAUGUGAUAAAUGUUGAUGUGCAGUACUGUACAAAAUAGUUCUUCAAGCAAUAGUUCUUAAAGCUUUCUGAAGGUCAAAGUUUUUAUGUGGACAUUGACUGCUUUUACUCAUUUUCAGUCCAGUCUUUGGGUUUUUAAGUCGGUAUAAGAAUCAUUCAAGCAUAAAAAGGCACCAAACUCAAAGGAUGAACCAGUUUUGUAUCUACACACAUCUUAUGGAGUGACUAAUACAAAUUUGACAUUUUUGGUUCAAAUUGUCAGUAUUCACAGAGGAGCUCAGGAGAGAGGUACAACAGUAAAACGUGACACAGACUCUGUCAUGGGGCUGCACUUCAGCCAGUAGUGUUGGUGAUCUUGUCAGAACUGAUGGAAAUCUAAUUUUGAUCCACCAUGUAGUACUAUCCAGGAAGCAUCUGAUGAAACACACUGUCCGUGUGGUAAAAGCAUAACUGGAUAGAAAAACACAAUGCAAAAGGAUCAGUCAUGGACUGGACUCCCCAGAGCCCAGACCUUAACAUCACCGAAGCAGUGUGGCAACAGCUUGGCAGAGAACAGAACAAGCAGAAUUGUACAAAGUCUGUUUUUGCCUUAUUCACAGGUUUUCUGUUUAUGUGUGCACCUGUUUCAAUAAACAUGACAAAAUAUCAAAUAUGGACAACUGUAACAAUAAAUGCUAUAGUAAAUUCUCUAAAUGCAUUAGUUAA
This is a messenger RNA of Neolamprologus brichardi, 7695 nucleotides long. RefSeq names its product excision repair cross-complementation group 6-like 2 (gene ercc6l2). The record is from RefSeq and is a predicted model, not a curated record. Gene Ontology annotation, molecular function: ATP binding. NCBI's taxonomy places the organism in Eukaryota, Metazoa, Chordata, Actinopteri, Cichliformes, Cichlidae.